Molecule: messenger RNA, 722 nt
Organism: Procambarus clarkii (red swamp crayfish)
Lineage: Eukaryota; Metazoa; Arthropoda; Malacostraca; Decapoda; Cambaridae
Source: RefSeq, a predicted model, not a curated record
AUUCUGGUAAGCUCGACCUGGAGUACGUUGGUACAGCAGGUGCUGGAGUCCUCAGAGAUAAGCUACUGGGUGGAGGUGGAGGAUGUGAUGAGUCUGGUGCAGCAGGAGCGGCUUUUUAUGGAGAUAACCAAAAACAACAGAGAACAUCCGAUGGAUUGGAACGUCUACCACAAUACGGAAGACGUCGAGAAGUUCCUAAACUGGGUGAAAUGAAAGGAAAUGGGAGGCUGCUUCGUGCAGGUAUCCAUGCUCGUGAAUGGAUCUCUCCUGCCGUCUCUAUGUAUAUCCUGAACCUGCUGAUUACAGACGAGUCUUGGCGAGACCUGCUGAAGAGGACGGAGUGGUACAUGGCGCCUGUCGUCAACCCGGACGGCUAUCAUUACACCUUCACCUCCGAGAGUGCCAGGUCAGUCAACAGUGCUGUGGAGAAAGAAUCGCCAGAUAGAGGGUGCAAAGGAGUGAGCCUGAUCCGUGACAUGGACUUGGAAUGGAGCUUCAGCACUCCAUUCGACCCGUGUAGUGAGACUUACAAAGGCGUCACACCCUUCACUGAACCAGAAACCCAAGGUCUCCAAGCAAUCAUGGAAACAGUGGGUGGCAUUGACCUGUUCAUAGCUUUCCCAGGCUAUGGCCAGUCUAUCGUUUAUCCUGUGUUGCGGAAUGACAUUCCUCCAGCAAACAUCCAUGAACACGAAGUUCUGGCUAUGGUAUUUGUUCAUGCC